This is a messenger RNA of Papilio polytes (common Mormon), 2607 nucleotides long. Its product is annotated as G-protein coupled receptor moody-like. The record is from RefSeq and is a predicted model, not a curated record. Gene Ontology annotation, molecular function: G protein-coupled receptor activity. Lineage: Eukaryota; Metazoa; Arthropoda; Insecta; Lepidoptera; Papilionidae. The transcript is spliced from 3 exons. Gene Ontology annotation, biological process: G protein-coupled receptor signaling pathway. Bases 221 to 1471 code for a protein of 416 amino acids. Gene Ontology annotation, cellular component: membrane.
UACAAGGUUAUAAAUGACAACAAAAAUGUACUAAACAUCUAAAUUUAUUAAUAAAUUGUUAAAUUCAAUAAUCCGUGACAAUUGCAAACGUUUAUCAACGGGUCAAACCCAUUGGACGUCCGUUGCUGACUCAUAAGGAUACAUUCCAGUAAAAAUGACCACAAUGACGAUGGUUUACAAUAACAUUUAAUAAUUAAUAUUUGUGAACGUAUGUCGUGUGAUGUUGAAAAUGAAUCAAAGUGAUCUUGUGAAUGUUUUAAAACGUAAUUUAUCUGUUUUGAAUUAUAAUGGUACUGUUAAGGAGUUGGGUGAGGUGAAGCUGUUUACGAACUAUCCGGAUGGCUUGCUUACCUUCGCAGCUGCUUGUUGUACUCUCUUCAUGUGCAUUGGUAUUCCUGGCAACUUGAUAACUAUCAUCGCCCUCGCUAAAUAUGAAAAAGUUCGCAACGCAACCGCGAUAUCUAUAAUGAAUCUUUCCUGCUCUGAUCUUCUAUUCUGCUGCUUCAAUCUUCCACUCGCCGCAUCAACAUUCUGGCAGCGGUCAUGGAAGCAUGGCCGCGUCCUCUGCCGGAUGUUUCCUUACGCGCGCUACUCUCUUGUUGCUGUUUCACUCUUCACUGUCCUCACGAUCACUAUCAACAGAUAUGUCAUGAUCUCGCAUCCAAACAUCUAUCCUAAGUUAUACAGACGUCGAUAUCUAGUGCUGAUGUUGUUAUGCACUUGGAUUUUCCCUUUCGGUGCAUUGAUACCUACGUGGUUUGGUAAAUGGGGUAGUUUCGGACUCGACACAUACGCCGGCUCUUGCAGCAUACUACCGGACGAUCAUGGCCAUUCUCCAAAGAGGAUCUUAUUUGUUGUACUCUCUCUACCUCUGGUAGCAAUAAUCUUUUGUUACCUAAGAGUAUUUCAUAUUGUCAGAAAAACAACACUGGCAGCAGGCGGUCCAGUUAUGCGUAAAACAAUAAAAUUAGGCCAAGAAGAUUCAUCCAGUUCAAGUGAACGACGAUCUAAAUCUAUUCCAUGUCACUACAUCGAUGUGACAAAAGACAACUCUUCAGCAUCAAUGCAUAGUUUAAACAACACACCAGCUGAUUCCUUACAAAAUGUCAGAUUUGAAUUGAAUGAAAAAAAUGAUAGUGAUAUUAUAAAUGUCCCACGAAUUUCAAAUAAAACCGCUGCAAGUUUCCGCAGAACUGUUCUAAGGAAAUCAUUAGCACUGGUGAAGCUAUCGCUACCGACAAGAAAGGACAAGAAGUUGGGUACAAUGAUAAUGGCGAUUAUGAUUUCCUUUUGCAUGACUCAUCUUCCGAUAACGGUAACGAAGUUGGUUCAUGAUUACACAGCUCACCCGUAUGCGAACAUCGCCAGUUAUAUUCUAUUGUAUAUGGCGACUUGCAUCAACCCUGUUAUAUAUGUCGUCAUGUCAAAUGAGUACAGACAAGCUUAUAAAAAUUUGUGGAAGUGUCGAUGACACAAAUUCUAGUGAACAAACCGUUCUAACUAGUUGUCUUAUCGUAUAUCAAUUUCGAUUUUUGUCUCAUUAUUGAAAGUACGAAACGAAAAAAAAUUAUAGAAGAUUUUUAAUUCCAUAUUGGUCUAUUUAUAUCUUCUUUUUAUUUAUCGAUGUUUGUUUUAACCGCUUGAUUUAUAGGGUUACAAAUUCAAAGAUAGAAAUAAGAUUGUACAAAACAUUCCUUGGAGUAAAAUAUUUUUUCAUCUAUGAAAAGCAUCACAUUUUUAUAAAACUAAACUAAAAGUGAUUUUAAUCGCUACGUAUGUUGUGGAUAAUUUGUAUAUACGUUUUAAAUAAGAUAAUAUUAAUGUACUUAUGUCAAGAUAAGAAGCAUGUUAAUGAUGACAUAAUUAUUAUUUUCAAAACUGUGAAUUAAAUUCUUAAACCAUAAUAAACCUUGACACCAAGUUAUCCCGCUUCUUUUUGAGAAGGAAAGGGAAGGCAAUAGAUAUGCUUUUUUACUGCGCAGAAGCUUUGCCGAUAGCCUUAUGACGUCACGAGUUAACGGUAAGCAAACGCGGAACGCAGUCGGUAUUAAAGGCAAGGAAAUUUAUCGGCAAACCUUGUGCGCACGAGUGAUUUUCAUUACGAUUUUACAUAAUGUUAGAUAAUUAGUAUUAAGUAAUUGUAAAUACGUUGUCAUGUCGAUUUGUGCAAUAAAAUAAAAUAACAUGUAGUAUGAGAUACUCGUAAGAUAAUUGUCAACAAUAUUUAGUUAAUAUACUGUUAUUAUUUAAUCCUGAACGUGGGUCUGAUAGAUUUAUUUUGUAUUUUAAGAAAAAAAUAAUUUAAUGUUAUAAAAAUAAUCAAAGAGAAAAACCACCUUUUAGAUAUGAAUUUGAAAUGUUAAAUUUUGUAUGGUAGAAAUAAGUAAAAUAUUCCGCAAGUUACUCAAAAUAAUGAUAUUAUAUACCUUUCUCGGUUUGUAUUCAUAUAAUGUAAAUAAUGUUUCUAAAUAAACGAACAACGCUGUUGUUACAAAGAAAUGUAUGAACCAAAAUGGUACCAAAGACCAAGAAAUUCAGGGGCCAUAACCCCAAGUCAUUGAAAUUACCAAAGAUGUAUCUAAACUAAAUAAAAUAACAAUACGUUGA